UUCCUCAUCGUGCUCUUCUUUCUCUUAAAAUCUCAUCUAUCUCUUACAACUUUGUUCCAUGGCCUCUCUUCUUUUCCUCGAGCUUCACCCUUUUGCUCCUUGACAAAAUACUUUUUGCUUCUCAUCUUACUCGGUUCUGUUUCCGGCUUCGAAAAUCUGUGAGCUGAAAGCUGUACGUGUUGGUCACAACUCAUUAUAGUUUGAGAAAUCCAGAAGACUCUAUUUGUAUAAAUUGAGGUUCGCUUUUCGAAACCAUGCUCUGUUGAUCAAACCCAUAUUGCGAAGAAACAAGGUUUUGGAAAGUAAAGCUAGUAGUGAGGUUUUAAGGUAUCAAUGAUGCAAGAAAUGGAGAAGUUUGCUCUUCCAGCUGGAACUUUCAAGGAAGAAGAUCAGAUUGAUUUACCACCAGGGUUUCGAUUCCACCCAACCGAUGAAGAGCUUAUCUCUCAGUACCUGCACAAGAAGGUCAUCGAUUCCAACUUCGGCUGCAAAGCAAUUGGGGAUGUGGACUUGAACAAGUCCGAGCCUUGGGAUUUGCCAUAUAAAGCGAAAAUGGGUGAAAAAGAAUGGUACUUUUUCUGUGUAAGGGACAGAAAGUAUCCAACUGGUCUGAGAACAAACAGAGCAACUGAGGCUGGAUAUUGGAAAGCUACCGGGAAAGACAAGGAGAUUUACAAAGGGAAAUUCCUAGUUGGCAUGAAGAAAACCCUUGUUUUUUACAGGGGUAGAGCCCCAAAAGGUGAAAAGAGCAAUUGGGUCAUGCAUGAAUACAGAUUGGAGGGUAAAUUUUCAGUCCAUCACCUCCCCAAAACUGCAAAGAACGAAUGGGUGAUUUGUAGGGUUUUUGAAAAAUCUGCCGGUGGUAAGAAAAUCCAUAUUACUGGACUUACGAAUUCGGGUUCUCAUGGAACUGAAAUUGGUUCUUCUGGUUUACCUCCACUGUUGGACCCGUCGCCUUACAAUGGCGCCAAGACCAGACCUGCUUCAGAGUCCGUGCCCUGCUUCUCCAACCAUGAGUCCUUUGAUUCUCAAGGAAACCAAGGGAUUGUUGAUUACAUCAACAACAAUCCUCUUUUCUCUGUUUCUUCGAAUCCUUCAAGCAACAACAACGCUUUCCCAAGAGUCACGUAUCAAUACGCUGCUCCAGUUUCGUCGGCAAAUUUCCAGUUUCCGAAUUCGGUUCUGAUGCAUGAUCAUCUGAGGGCCUUGCUUGAGAGUAAUGUUUCAUUCAUGAGGCAGAAUUUCAAAACAGAGAGGGACAUGAUCAGUCUCUCUCAAGAAACAGGCCUUACUACUGAUGUGAACCCUGAAGUCUCUUCUGUCAUGCCAAAUCAUGAGAUGGGUAGAAGGCCAUUUGAUGAUCAAGAUAACUUUUGGAUGUGACUCUGUGUUAUGUGUAGUGAAAGAAACAAGAUCAGCUAGCUUCAGCUACUAGCCAAUAAUGUUUUGUGAGUUGAUUGAUGGUGUGAGUCUGUGAAUAGAUAUUUCCUGAAUUAUUAAGGGAAUUUGAUGAAAGUGAAGCCUAUGUUGUGUAGUAUAUAUGUGAGAAAUUAUUUUGAUGUUUGUGUAUUUAAAUUUUAAAUCUUGUUGAGACUGUUCAGAUAUUGGCAGCAUUCUUGUGAAUGAGCUAUACGAUAUUGGUGACAUAAGAGAAUAAGAUUCAGUUGGUGGUAAUGAUCUUAUUUUUCUGUAU
Molecule: messenger RNA, 1693 nt
Organism: Argentina anserina (silverweed cinquefoil)
Lineage: Eukaryota; Viridiplantae; Streptophyta; Magnoliopsida; Rosales; Rosaceae
Product: NAC domain-containing protein 100
Exons: 3
Coding region: 334-1383 (349 amino acids)
Biological process (GO): regulation of DNA-templated transcription
Molecular function (GO): DNA binding
Source: RefSeq, a predicted model, not a curated record